CACAUCUGUAGUACCAAACUACUGUUAGCUGACUGCUAUCUUACUUAGAUAAUGAGUCCCACCUCUCAUAAUAAGUGAAAGCUCACAAGCCGCAAAACGGUGCCAAAUAUAGUUUUCGCUUAAUGCAUUGUUGCCAUUUUUGGAAGUUAAAAUCUCCAGGUGGAAACUGUUUCCUCUUCUAUGACAAGGCAAUCAUAGCUCAGAAGGUGAACAGUGACCAUCAAGGAUAGAGACGGCUUGCACCAUUAGGGGGGAAAGAGGAGCCGCAGGAUCUUCUGGAAUGGCAGGUGGUCGGAGAGGAGCCAACCGCACCACGUACUGCAGGUCUCCACUGGGCAGUGAACAGUCUGUCGGCAAUGGAAGCCACUCCACCAGCUCCCCAGUCACAGGGGUGCGGUCACGGACAAGGAACGGCUCGGGCACUGGCAUGUCCAGCCCUCCUUUAGCUGCCCAGACAGUUGUCCCUCUGAAGCACUGCAAGAUUCCAGAACUCUCCAUGGAGAAGAAUGUCCUCUUUGAGCUCCACCUGUUCUUCUGCCACCUCGUGGCACUCUUUGUCCACUAUGUAAACAUCUACAAGACAGUAUGGUGGUACCCACCAAACCAUCCACCCUCCCACACCUCGCUGAACUUCCAUCUUAUUGACUACAACAUGUUGAUAUUUACCAUCAUCGUGUUGGCACGCAGACUUAUAGCAGCAAUUGUAAAGGAGGCGUCUCAGAGUGGGAAGCUCUCGUUUCCUCACUCCAUCUUCCUGGUGACGGCUCGCUUUGCUGUGCUCACCCUGACUGGCUGGAGCCUCUGUCACUCCCUCAUCCACCUAUUCAGGAGCUACUCAGUGCUGAGUCUACUGUUCCUUUGUUACCCAUUUGGAAUGUACAUCCCCUUCUUCCGGAUCAGCUGCGACUUUAGCCGCACCGGGCCGCUCUCGCCCAUCACCAGCAUCGGUGCCAAGGAGAUGGGCAGCAUGGUGCGCGGGCGCGACUACCUCUCGGUGCUGAAGGAGACGUGGAAGCAGCACACCAGCCAGCUGUACGGCGUGACCGUCAUGCCCACACACGCCUGCUGCCUCUCCCCUGACCUGGUGCGCAAGGAGGUGGAGUACCUGAAGGUGGACUUCAACUGGCGGAUGAAGGAGGUGCUGGUCAGCUCCAUGCUCAGCGCCUACUACGUGGCCUUUGUGCCCGUAUGGUUUGUCAAGAGUACUCAGUAUGUGGACAAGCGCUGGUCGUGUGAGCUCUUCAUCCUCGUAUCGGUCAGCACCUCGGUCAUCCUCAUGCGCCACCUGCUGCCGCCACGCUACUGCGACCUCCUGCACAAAGCGGCCGCCCACCUGGGCUGCUGGCAGAAGGUGGACCCCGCACUCUGCAGCAACGUCCUGCAGCACAUCUGGACAGAGGAGUACAUGUGGCCACAGGGGGUUCUGGUCAAACACAACAAGAACGUCUACAAAGCUAUGGGUCACUACAAUGUAGCAGUGCCUUCAGACGUUUCCCAUUAUCGCUUUUAUUUUUUCUUCAACAAGCCCCUUCGAAUAUUAAAUAUCCUCAUCAUUCUAGAGGGAUCCAUGAUAUUUUACCAGCUCUACUCACUAAUGUGCUCAGAGAAGUGGCACCAGACAAUAUCAUUAGCCCUCAUCCUGUUCAGCAACUAUUACGCUUUCUUCAAACUGCUACGUGACAGAAUAGUUUUGGGGAAAGCGUAUUCAUACACAUCAAGCUCAGAUCAGAAAGUCAGUUAGUGAAGCCAGCUUUUCACCCAGCGAGUCAGUCGUUCUGUCUUCACAACAAGAAAAAGGAGAAAACAGCAUGCAUGAGAGCUUUUUAUUUUUUCUACAAAUGCAUUUUGUUUUUGAUUUUUUUGUUCUGAUCUGCCAUAUUAAAUCAAAGAUAUUUUUGUAUUCC
This is a messenger RNA of Sardina pilchardus (European sardine), 1904 nucleotides long. RefSeq names its product transmembrane protein 39B (gene tmem39b). The record is from RefSeq and is a predicted model, not a curated record. The transcript is spliced from 9 exons. NCBI's taxonomy places the organism in Eukaryota, Metazoa, Chordata, Actinopteri, Clupeiformes, Clupeidae. Bases 281 to 1741 code for a protein of 486 amino acids. Gene Ontology annotation, cellular component: membrane.